AUGAACUUCAAUCCAGUAAGUACAACGAUUUUAAAGUGCCCCAUGAUGAUAAAGCCAGUGGGCAGUGCAUUGGCUUUCAGAGGUAUUAGCACAUCAAAGUAUCUAUUAAAACAAGCCAUUUAUAGUUUCCAUGAUGUAAAAGGUAUUGUGCUAGGUAAGGAUAAAUUGGAAAGCAAUAAGGCGUUGGUCGAUGUUCGUGAGCCUCAUGAAUUGAAUGAAUCAAGAAUUCCAGGAGCUAUCAAUAUCCCUUGGAAUUCAUCUCCAGAAGCUAUGAGCUUGUCGAAAGAUCAGUUCUACAACAAGUUCAAGUUUGAUAAGCCUAAUGAAGACAAAGAGCUCGUAUUCUUUUGUGCUAAAGGUAUAAGAGCAACCAAUGCAGCUAUAACUGCGGAACAGAAUGGUUAUCAUAAGACUGGAAUUUAUAAGGGCUCGAUGGCAGAUUGGCUUGCCAAUGGUGGGAAUGAUAUCAAAUGA
This is a messenger RNA of Tetrapisispora phaffii CBS 4417, 474 nucleotides long. RefSeq lists its product as uncharacterized. NCBI's taxonomy places the organism in Eukaryota, Fungi, Ascomycota, Saccharomycetes, Saccharomycetales, Saccharomycetaceae. The transcript has a single exon. The record is from RefSeq and is a predicted model, not a curated record. The coding region runs from base 1 to 474 and encodes 157 amino acids. Gene Ontology annotation, cellular component: mitochondrion. Gene Ontology annotation, molecular function: thiosulfate-cyanide sulfurtransferase activity.